Molecule: messenger RNA, 408 nt
Organism: Pollicipes pollicipes
Lineage: Eukaryota; Metazoa; Arthropoda; Thecostraca; Pollicipedomorpha; Pollicipedidae
Product: activating molecule in BECN1-regulated autophagy protein 1-like
Exons: 6
Biological process (GO): autophagosome assembly; mitophagy
Cellular component (GO): Cul4-RING E3 ubiquitin ligase complex; intracellular membrane-bounded organelle
Molecular function (GO): ubiquitin-like ligase-substrate adaptor activity; protein binding
Source: RefSeq, a predicted model, not a curated record
AUGCAGCGGCGCCUGCUCGACGCGCACGAGGACAAGCUGGUCACCCAGCCGCUGCAGGAGAAGCCCUGCCAGAUCCCGGCCAGCGCCAAGUCCACCUUCCUGAUGGCGUUUAGUGGUGACGGUGUCACCGCAGCCGGGAUCGCCUCCACGCACGGUGACCACAACAUAUACGUGACGGACAUGGAGAGCGGCGCGCUGCUCAACACGCUGCGCGGCCAUCCGCGCAGCCCCUGGUGUGUGGCGUUCCACCCCACCAACAGCCAGCUGAUCGCGUCCGGCUGCCUGGGCGGACAGGUUCGCGUCUGGGACCUGCACGGCGGCAGCGAGCGCUGGCAGGCGGACGCCACGCACGUGAUCGCCUCGCUCGCCUUCCACCCGGUGGACCACGUGCUGGUCAUCGCCAACCGG